CGGCAGGUCAGCUGAUCGCUAGUGACGGCUGUUUGGUGCUCUGGAUAUCACAGAAACAUUGGGAGAGAAGGAGCGGCUAAGGCGCUGAUUGCUAACGUGAGGCCGAGCAGCGGGGGCCCCGCACUCCCGUCGCCUUCACGAUGAGUGUCGGCACUCCGAAAUCGCUGCCGACCUCCGGCCAGAAAUCCAUUAAUGAUAUCAGCCAUCCACUGUCUUAUGAAGAAGGCGUCCUCACACCCAGCCCUGAAUUGCCAAACACCAGCAGCAUCGGGGAGAAGGACUUGAGUUUGCCAAAUGGUACCCCUGUGGACACCUCCAGCCCUGCUUCCUCCUCCUCUUUGCUUAAUAGGUUGCAACUUGAUGAUGACCUAGACGGGGAGACCCGUGAUCUUUUUGUUACUGUAGAUGAUCCUAAAAAGCAUGUAUCUACUAUGGAAACGUACAUCACUUACAGAGUCAACACAAAGACUACAAGGGCAGAGUUUGAUUUGCCCGAGUAUUCAGUUCGGCGGCGUUACCAGGAUUUUGACUGGUUGAGAAAUAAGCUAGAGGAGACUCAGCCAACACAUCUGAUCCCACCACUACCUGAAAAGUUUGUUGUGAAAGGAGUCGUGGAUAGGUUUUCUGAAGAAUUUGUGGAGACUCGACGGAAAGCACUUGACAAGUUUUUGAAGAGAAUAGCUGACCAUCCUGUCUUGUCUUUUAAUGACCAUUUUAAUGUCUUUCUUUCAGCAAAGGAUCUAAGUUCCUACAAAAAGCAAGGUUUGGCUUUGCUGUCUAAAAUGGGGGAAUCUGUGAAGUAUGUGACAGGGGGUUAUAAACUUAGAUGUAGACCCGUGGAAUUUGCUGCAAUGGGAGAUUACCUUGACACUUUUGUUUUGAAAUUGGGGACCAUUGACAGAAUUGCACAGAGGAUCAUUAAAGAGCAAGCAGAGUACUUGGUGGAGCUCCGAGAGUAUGGUCCUAUAUACCUGAGUUGGGCAAAUGCAGAGGAUGAGGAACUGCAGAAGCCCCUUGAAGGUGUAGCAGGAUGUGUAUCCAGCUGUUCUACAGCAUUAGAAGAGCUUACUGAGGAUAUGAGUGAAGAUUUUCUACCAGUACUCCGGGAAUAUGUUCUUUACAUAGAGUCCAUGAAGAAUGUUUUGAAGAAACGAGACCAAGUGCAAGCAGAGUAUGAAGUAAAGCUAGAAGCUGCUGCCUUAAAAAGAGAGGAGAGGCAAGCAGUGCCUACAGAUGUGGAGAAGUGCCAAGAUCGAGUUGAAUGCUUCAAUGCUGACCUAAAAGCUGAUUGGGACAGAUGGCAAAACAACAAGAGACAAGAUUUCAGGCAACUGCUCAUUGGAAUGGCUGACAAAAACAUACAGUAUUACGAAAAGUGCCUUGCAUCGUGGGAAUCCAUCAUUCCACUAUUACAAGAUAAACCAGAUGCCAAAGGAGAAAGUCAUUCAUAGUUGCAGCUUGAAUGUCCAUACUGAGCUCUUACCACAGUGUGCACUACUUCUCUAGUCUGUGAAGAAGUACACUGUUUGUGUUAAAAGCACUCCUGGGUUACUUCAGCUUAGAAUGAGCCCAUCAUAGACUUUUUCAAGAUGAUGUGUGAUAUAUAUUUUUUUUCCUAAAAUGUACUCAGAUUUGUAAAAAAAGAAAAAAAGAAAAAAGCUCUCUGUCUCCAGGUCAUUCCUUUGGCAGUGUGCAUUGCUUUAUAUGUAUGUGUAAAUAUGAGGACUGUGCUAUUAUUGUUAUUAUUACUAUUAUUAUUUUUUUAAACUCUUUCCAAGAAUCCACCUCAGGGUUCCGCGGUUUUAGUUGAUUGGUGGGAUAGUAAAUAUUUUGGUUAAAAAAACAACCAGUAGGUUUGUUUCUUGAACACUUGGCAUGUAAAAUAAUUUCCUGUGAAGUCUACGUAAAAAUAUCCAUGAAUGGAAACCAAAAGAGUAAUGGACAGAUGGAACUGUAUGAUCCCUCUCUUUUGGGACACAGCAUGUAUCCAAAGUUUCUUUUCUUCUAAUCUUGUUAGGAAUGAUGGAGUAAAAUGCAGAAAUUUGAGUACUGUGUUGCUCAGUUGAGGUACUGAAACUGGCACCAGAUUGUGUAUCAAAAGCCUACUUUAUUAUCUGUUGUAAUGACCAAAAGCAGAAUUACUGGAGCCCAGUGCCAAUGAUCUGCUCAGCUAACAGCUCCAAUUUGAUUAUGUAGCACAAUUACUUCACUCACCUCUAAUAAAGUAAACCUACUGCAUGCAGAUUAGAAGCAGAAAUGUCCAAGUCCUUCCUAUAUUUUUUACCAUUUUUGCACGUUUUCAAAUGAAUGUCCUUAAAGGAGAUGCUCCUUGUGCCUUUGAGAAGUUGGUGCUUUAAAUAAAUUUGAAAACUUAUCAAAUGUGGGCUAAUUGGUCACAUGUGAAUUUCCAUGGUAAAGACACAAUUUGAUUAAACUGUGAUUGGGACAGACAUUAAGCAUUUCUGUGGUUGUCUCAACACUGAACCGUGACGUGAACCUGCUGCUACUUGUUCUUACAGUUUUGUUUAGACAGGAUUUGAUUUAUAGCGUAUCUACUGCAAAGGGAACAAGAACACUGAGACAAUGUUUGCCACUUAAAUGUACAUCAUUAUGUAAUCCACAGUGCAAAGUAAAUGAUACAUCAAUAACAGUAUGUUUAGAAGUUUAUUUAUAAGCUAUAAUUUGUAUUGCCCUUCAAAUAAAAAUUUUCAAAUAAGGAUACUAAAUGUCAGUCACUUCUGUGGUGGUUCUUUUCAUUGUGAGCCUCCACAUCCUCUUCACAUGUAUGGCUGCAAAAUUUGUGACUCCCAGUCUUUGCGGCGUUGUGGGGCUGCUUUGAAUAAGCUCAGUAUUUGAUUCGAUUUUUAAAGACUUUUUGUAAAGAUUUUCAACACAAAAGAAACAGAAGUUUUUAAAAAUUCUUAAGAAAUAUGGAGAGACUAUUUUUCUUGCCAUGUGUAGAUUCCUUUUAUUUGUACCCAUUUAAAGCUUUUUCCAUGCAAAAUUAACUUUUAUAAGAAGCCAGUAUGUUUACUGAUUUUUUUAUUUAUUUAUUUUUUUUUAAAUCGACAGUUUAACAGCACACACGUAAGACCUUCUAGAUGAAGUUUAGCUUUCUCAACUGGCACCUGCUUUCUUGCUAGUUUUUGUUAUCAGAAAUGAACGUGGGGGUUUUUUAAAAAUAAAAUUACACAAUUUAAAGAAAAUAACAUUUUAGCAUCCUUCCUUUUGGUGUUAUCCAUUCAGGAUUCAGUCUUUAAAGCUGUUUAUACUGUACAGUACUUUAAAAUAUUUUGAUAGUUUUAACUCAAGAAAACACUGGCAUUAAAGAAAAAAAAAUCUAAAAUUUUAAUUCAAAUGUAUCCCUGGUCAUAAAAACUGUGCAAUGAUUUAAGUGUGUUUUGAUUUUGAUUUUUUUCUUUGUUUUUGAAUAAACAAUUUUAAUGUUCGGUACGGUUAUAGUUGUGUCACUUACACCAGUACUAAGGACACAGUAGCCAUUGUGCUGGCUUGUCUAGAGUAUUGUUAUGUUUUACGUUUUCCUCCUCCUCUUGCUUAAAUAUUGUGGGUUAUGGUUUAUAGCUAGCUUAUCGAGAAGCUGAUUUGGUCAAUCUAGCGGAGCGUUAGGAUAAUAAAAUCUGCUUCUGGAUUAUCCUAAGGGAAAAGUGUACAAAGUGUUGCCUCGUCCAUAUUUCAGUAUAUUUUCGUCCAACACCCGUCAAAGAAAAUUAAGGCAUAGCUGGCAUGAUAUGUGGUGGCUUUUUGUAAGCGCAUAGCAAGACUGAUCGAGCACUGAAAUUUUGCUGCAUUUGAACUUCUUUGGUUAUUCUGUUCAUACACAUCUCGCUUAAGAUGGCCUUUGGUAGUGCACUAAACUUGGAAAUGCUAGUUCUUUACGAUGCCAUGAUAAGACACUAAUUUAAUACAACAUUUAAUAGGCAGCUUGAUUUACCCAGUCAAUCAAAUCACAGGAUAUAAGAGUACUUUGAUGACUGCUAUUUGCAAAUUGUAUACAAUUAGAAAAAAAAAAAUUGCUGUAAAGUUAAUGGGCAACUCAUAUGAGAGCAAUCACUUGUGUGUUUAUGUCCAAAUAGUUGGGGAAUUUUAUUAUUGAGAUCAGUUGGAUGUAAUGUUAUAUUUUGUUCCUUUCUAAUGGACGAAAAUUACUUAUGUUCAUAUUCUAUAUUUAAGGGAAAGUCCUCAUAUUUCUUCUUUGUCCAUCAAUGCUGAUGUUGCUACUGAAAAUGAUUUUAAAAAGCAAAUGCUGCAGUACUGUUUUUGACUUGCUGUUUUUGUUCAUAUUUGUUUCACAUUUGACCUUAUUUCAAGAAAAGGCAAUUUGUAUUGAAUAGGGCUGGUCUUGAACUAUUGGUAAUCAAUUGAUUGGCUCCACUCCAAAUUCGAAAAUCAGAAAGGUGCCGGGACACAAUAUG
Molecule: messenger RNA, 4433 nt
Organism: Polypterus senegalus (gray bichir)
Lineage: Eukaryota; Metazoa; Chordata; Cladistia; Polypteriformes; Polypteridae
Gene: snx30
Product: sorting nexin family member 30
Exons: 9
Coding region: 141-1451 (436 amino acids)
Molecular function (GO): phosphatidylinositol binding
Source: RefSeq, a predicted model, not a curated record